AACACUAUAACACUAAAGCAAUCACACCAGUAGUGUGUGUGCCUUAAACCAUGAAUAUAAACAAAACGCUUUUCAUUUGGCUCUCUGCCAUUGCCAUUGCUAUUCUUUCCAUCAUCUUACUCUUACCUUCUUCCCCAACCACCAGCACCACCAGCACCACCACCACCAUUGCCAACUUUCCUCAAACCUACCUUGAACUUGAUUUUCUGAGAAUUGUUGUUGAUCAAAGUGGCAUAGACAACAUUCUCUCCCUCAUAGACAGGCUUGGCCGCCAAGCACAUCGCCAUCGGAGGAGGCGAAAGGUCACAUGUGAUGACUCAAAAUGGAAGUCUAGUCUUGUUUCAAAUUACAAUGUGUGGCUUGUUUUGACUGUUGAUUUGAAGGGUUGUGGGAAUUUCAACAGUGUGCAGAAGGCAGUGGAUGCUGCUCCUGAUUUAAGCCCUUCUCGGACACUCAUCUUGAUCGAUUCUGGCAUAUACAGGGAGAAAGUAACAGUGCCAGCUAACAAGGCCAAUUUGAUAUUUCAAGGACUGGGUUAUCUCAACACUGCCAUUUCCUGGAAUGACACUGCAAAUUCCACUGGAGGAACUGUAUACAGUGCCACAGUUUCCAUCUUUGCUCCCAACUUCAUUGCUUACAACAUCAGCUUUCAGAAUACAGCGCCGCCGCCAUACCCAGGAGCGAUAGGAGCUCAGGCAGUGGCACUGAGGAUAGCAAGUGAUGAAGCUGCUUUUUAUGGGUGUGGGUUUUAUGGAGCACAAGACACCCUCAAUGAUGAUCGUGGAAGACAUUAUUUCAAGGAGUGUUUCAUCCAAGGUUCUAUUGAUUUCAUCUUUGGAAAUGGUAGAUCACUUUAUGAGGAUUGCACAAUAAGUUCCAUAGCAAUAGAAGUGUCAGUAGGGAUAAGUGGAGCAAUCACAGCACAAGGGAGGAACUCAAUGAAUGAGAACACGGGCUUCUCCUUUGUGAAUUGUAGCAUUGGUGGAAGUGGGAGGAUUUGGCUUGGGAGAGCUUGGGGUGCAUAUGCCUCUGUAGUCUUCUCUAAAACCUACAUGUCAGAGGUUGUUGCUUUGGAUGGAUGGAAUGAUUGGAGAGACCCCUCUAGAGACCAGUCUGUGGACUGUGUACUUUGGGGAGUAUGGGUGUUUGGGACCUGGAGCAAACUACACAGGCAGAGUCUCAUAUGGAAGGCAACUGAAUCAAUCUGAAGCUGCACCUUUCAUGGAUGUUUCAUACAUUGAUGGACAAGAUUGGCUUCUUCCUCAUUGAAGCUAUAUUCAAAACUGAUAUGUAUAACCAUUGACAGAGAGACUUCAUUCAAACUUAAUUAAUUUUGCUAGCAUAUAUGUAACAAUAUCUAUAAUAGUGUUGUGAGAAGUGGGAAUGUCAUUAUUCUUACAAUAAAAGCAUUAAUAAAGAACAUACAUUUUUUUAUCAACUCGAAAGAAGAAAAAAAAAAAAAAUUUUAUUAACUU
Camellia sinensis is the source of this 1475-nucleotide messenger RNA. RefSeq names its product putative pectinesterase 14. Lineage: Eukaryota; Viridiplantae; Streptophyta; Magnoliopsida; Ericales; Theaceae. Gene Ontology annotation, molecular function: pectinesterase activity. Gene Ontology annotation, biological process: cell wall modification; pectin catabolic process. The record is from RefSeq and is a predicted model, not a curated record.